UCAUUUUAAACACAACUACAUUACACGGAAAGAACGCAAUGUAGGCUGUUGCCUAAGUACUGACUGAGACAAGGGGCUGCUUGGCACUUCGUAUAAACAUCCGCGCUCAGCCGUAUUACUGCGCUCUUUAUGCCGGUGUUUAUUAUUAGAGCUACGCCCCGCCCCUCCUACCUGUUCAUCUCUCUCUGGUUCUCUGGAGCGAGCGGUUCCGACAGGCGCAAUCAGCUGGCGGAUCUGCGCGGGCCUGGGCGGGAGCACAGGAACACUGGUGGAAGACUACAUUUACCCGAGAGCUUAUCAUUGUUUGCUGAAUUUAGUGGAAACACCGUUAGAUUAUGUAUUUUCGCAUCGUGGCAACCGUUUGGGGACUUGAAAUAUAUUCAGCCAUUCGAAAACCAUAUAGGCUAUCAAUGAAAUUGCCGUUUAGAAAAGUGAAAUCGAUUGUCCGCCGUUAAUCGACGGAAUCACUGGACGGAAGACGGCUUGAGAGGCCGGACAGAAGCUGGUUGAAGAAAACAGCCUUGUUUUAAUGUCGCUGCGCCUAUCAUAAUCUGAAACAUUGGCAGCCUCGACGCCUGCUAGAUGAGACCAUCUUUGCCAUGGCAUUUGUCCUGAAAGACUUGGAAAACCCCUAAAAAUGAAAAACGCUCAACGUUUAUCAUUACUGCGGAUUUAAAUGCCUCUCACGAAUGGACACCGACCCGCUAUUUCGGUCCAGUUUGUGCGUGCGGCGUUUUCCACUGUAGCGGAAAUCUGAACUAGAUUGCAAUAAACACAGUGCGGGUGACAAUAAUAUAGAACGCGAAGGGGGGUAUUUUUGUUUCAAGCAAUAUGGCUGGUGAGUGGGGCUGGGGACGCUGGCACAGGCUCUCCAAGGCUCCUAGAUGCUAGCUGAGCCGGAUGCCACCGUUCUCCAUGGAAGCGGCAACUCUAUGAUGAGUAGAAAUAUCUAUCAUAAUAAAAAUCAGGACUCCUCGAUCUCUAUAUCCAAGAUGGACGUGAUCAUCCCCUUCUCGCCAGACGUGCCCUGCGACAAUAAUGGCCAGCGCAUGUGGUGGGCAUUCCUCGCCUCCUCUAUGGUGACGUUUUUCGGGGGUCUCUUCAUCAUUCUCCUUUGGAGGACCCUUAAAUACCUGUGGACCGUGUGCUGCCACUGCAACACCAAAAAGAAGGAGGCCCAGAAGGUGAAUAACCCUGCUAACAGUCAGGCAGCAGAUGGGACACCUAAGGGUCCUGAUGAGAAGGACGAAGUGGUACCUGCCAGCGAGGUGGGGUGGAUGACCUCUGUGAAGGACUGGGCCGGGGUCAUGAUAUCAGCACAGACACUCACCGGCAGAGUCCUGGUCGUGCUCGUCUUUGCUCUCAGCAUUGGAGCACUUGGAAUAUACUUUAUAGACUCUUCUGAUCCCAUAGAAUCCUGUCAGAAUUUCUACAAAGAUUUCACGUUACAGAUCGACAUGUUCUUCAAUGUCUUCUUCCUCCUCUACUUUGGGCUACGGUUCAUAGCAGCCAAUGAUAAGCUGUGGUUCUGGCUGGAGGUCAACUCAGUGGUGGACUUCUUCACUGUUCCUCCUGUCUUCGUAUCGGUCUACUUGAAUAGGAGCUGGCUGGGCUUAAGAUUCCUGAGAGCCUUGAGAUUGAUACAGUUCUCAGAAAUUUUACAGUUUUUGAAUAUCUUAAAAACAAGCAAUUCCAUCAAGCUGGUGAACCUGUGUUCCAUCUUCAUAAGCACAUGGCUAACAGCUGCCGGAUUCAUACAUUUGGUGGAAAACUCAGGGGAUCCUUGGGAAAACUUCCAAAAUUCCCAGUCACUUUCCUAUUGGGAAUGUGUCUACUUGCUCAUGGUCACUAUGUCAACAGUGGGCUACGGGGAUGUCUAUGCAAAAACCACCCUGGGACGCCUAUUCAUGGUCUUCUUCAUCCUUGGGGGUUUGGCCAUGUUUGCCAGCUACGUCCCUGAAAUCAUAGAGUUAAUAGGAAACCGCAAGAAAUAUGGUGGUUCCUAUAGUGCGGUUAAUGGGAGAAAGCACAUUGUGGUCUGUGGUCAUAUAACGCUCGAAAGUGUCUCCAACUUCCUCAAAGACUUCCUACACAAGGACAGGGAUGAUGUCAAUGUAGAAAUUGUUUUUCUCCAUAAUAUUUCCCCUAAUCUUGAGCUGGAAGCCUUGUUCAAACGCCACUUUACCCAGGUAGAGUUCUACCAGGGAUCUGUUCUCAACCCUCACGAUCUGGCCCGAGUGAAGAUUGAGUCAGCAGACGCCUGUCUGAUUCUGGCUAAUAAAUACUGUCCAGAUCCCGAUGCUGAAGAUGCCUCCAACAUCAUGAGGGUCAUCUCUAUCAAGAACUAUUCCCCCAAGAUACGAAUUAUCACUCAAAUGUUACAAUACCAUAACAAGGCUCACCUGCUCAACAUUCCUAGCUGGAACUGGAAGGAGGGUGAUGAUGCUAUCUGCCUAGCAGAGCUGAAGGCUGGCUUCAUAGCUCAGAGCUGUCUGGCCCAGGGCCUCUCCACCAUGCUGGCCAAUCUCUUCUCCAUGAGGUCUUUCAUUGAGAUUGAAGAGGAUACAUGGCAGAAGUACUAUUUAGAAGGGGUAGCUAAUGAGAUGUACACAGAGUAUCUGUCCAGUGCCUUUGUGGGGCUCUCCUUCCCAGCAGUCUGUGAGCUGUGCUACGUGAAGCUGAAGCUGUUGCUUAUCGCCAUCGAGAACAAGUCGGAGCUGGGAGAGAGCAGAAGCAGAAAGCGCAUCCUCAUCAACCCGGGGAACCACGUAAAGAUGCAGGAAGGAACUCUGGGGUUCUUCAUCGCCAGCGAUGCCAAAGAAGUAAAGAGAGCAUUUUUCUACUGCAAAGCUUGUCACGACGACAUCACAGACCCUAAACGGAUCAAAAAGUGCGGUUGCAAACGACUGAUUUAUUCCAAGAUGUCCGUCUACAAACAAAUGAAACUGGCAUGUUGUUUUGAUUGCGGCCGUUCAGAGCGAGACUGCUCUUGCAUGUCAGGCAGUGUACAUAGUAACAUGGACACCCUACAGAGGGCCUACCCACUCUCCUCUGUCUCUGUUCAUGAUUGCGCAACCACUUUACGUGCCUCCAAAUAUAAGUAUAAUGGAUAUGUCAGAUCACCAGAGGGCGCGACAACACCAGGGAUAACGGGAAGUCAAAAAGAGACCGGCGUUCGGUUCAAAGCAGAUUGCAAUUUAGUGAAGGAUGAAGUUAGAUCAUCUUUACAAAACCGAUCGAUAAAAAUUGCCAACUGCACCUCGCCGCCCUCCACCAUCACCUCUAAUGCCAUGCGCCCCCAAGCACUGCCUCGCCCCUCCCUCCACCAGGACCCCCCGGUCCCCCAGGGAGAGGUCACCGCCGUACCCCUCGUUAAUAACCGCAAAGGAAGCCUGCUUCCUCCAGGGGUGGGGCUGGGUCUUGGGCCCCAUGGGGGGUUCCGCCUCAGUAUCUCAGGCCCCGGCAGGGGGGACACGGCGGGCAGGGCCCUGGCCGAACAGAGCAGGCUGAACCGGGCCCGCAGCCUGCCGGUGAAAUACUGUUACCACCCCAGUAACGCAUCUCUGCACGGCCACAGCAGCAGGGCCUUUGAAGAUGAGCACCCGUCAACUCUGUCGCCCAAAAAAAAGCAGCGGAACGGAGGCAUGCGAAACUCACCCAACAACUCGCCCAAAAUGAUGAGCAGGCAUGACCCUCUACUAAUCCCUGGGAACGAGCAGAUGGAGAACAUGGACAUGAAUGUGAAGCAGUAUGACUCCACGGGAAUGUUCCACUGGUGCCCAUCUAAAGAGAUUGAGAAGGUCAUCCUGACCCGGAGUGAGGCAUCCAUGACGGUGUUGAGCGGCCAUGUAGUGGUCUGUAUAUUUGGAGAUGUCACGUCCGCUCUAGUGGGGCUGCGAAACUUGGUGAUGCCUUUGAGAGCCAGCAACUUCCAUUAUCACGAGCUGAAGCCCAUAGUGUUUGUGGGCUCGCUGGAGUACCUGAGGAGAGAGUGGGAAACUCUACAUAACUUCCCCAAGGUCUCCAUACUACCUGGUACGCCAUUAAGUCGUGCAGAUUUAAGGGCUGUCAACAUCAACCUCUGCGACAUGUGCGUGAUACUGUCGGCCAAUCAGAACAAUAUCGACGACGCCUCGCUGCAGGAUAAGGAAUGCAUUCUGGCGUCGCUCAACAUCAAGUCUAUGCAGUUUGACGACAGCAUCGGGCUCUUGCAGGCUAACUCCCAAGGUUUCACGCCUCCUGGAAUGGACCGGUCAUCUCCAGACAGCAGUCCAGUACAUGGUUUAGUACGCCAGGCCUCCGUCACAACCGGCGCCAACAUCCCCAUCAUCACUGAACUAGUGAACGACUCCAACGUUCAGUUCCUGGACCAAGAUGAUGACGAUGACCCGGACACAGAGCUGUACCUGACACAGCCCUUCGCCUGCGGAACCGCCUUCGCCGUCAGCGUGCUGGACUCUCUCAUGAGUGCAACAUACUUCAACGAUAAUAUCCUCACCCUGAUCCGGACGCUGGUGACUGGGGGAGCCACCCCGGAGCUAGAGGCUCUAUUGGCCGAAGAGAACGCCCUGCGAGGGGGCUACAGCACGCCACAGACACUGGCCAACCGAGACAGGUGUCGUGUAGCCCAGCUAGCCCUCUAUGACGGGCCCUUUGCCGACUUGGGGGACGGCGGUUGCUAUGGAGAUUUGUUCUGUAAAGCGUUGAAGACGUACAACAUGUUGUGCUUCGGAAUCUACAGAUUGAGAGACGCUCACCUCGCCACGCCUAGCCAGUGUACCAAACGGUAUGUGAUCACCAACCCUCCGUAUGAGUUUGAGCUGGUCCCCACAGACCUGAUCUUCUGCCUGAUGCAGUUUGACCAUAAUGCGGGCCAGUCCCGGGCCAGCCUCUCCCACAGCUCUCACUCCUCCCAUUCCUCCAGCAAAAAGAGCUCAUCCGUCCACUCCAUCCCCACCACCAACCGGCAGAACCGCAGCAGCAAGGCCCGGGAGGCCAGCCACAAACAGAAUGCAACAAGGAUGAAUAGAAUGAGCCAAGAAAGGAAAUGGUUUACAGAUGAACCAGAAAAUGCCUACCCACGGAACAUUCAGAUCAAGCCCAUGAGCACUCACAUGGCCAACCAAAUCAACCAAUACAAAUCCACUAGCAGUCUGAUUCCACCAAUCAGAGAAGUUGAAGAUGAAUGCUGAAAACCAGGCCCCUUGAUGACUUGUGAGAAGUCUGGACGCUCUUUCGAAAAGAGAGAAAGAGAGAUGACGAACGGGGAUGAUGAUGUUGAUUCAUUGGUCCCCACUCAUUCUACAGAUCAAGGGUUUGACAUAAACACCACAACUUGAAGGGACCUCCUAUGUGUAUACCUUUAAUGUUACUUCCAUGCUCUACAAUGGACAAUGUUUUAUUUAUCAAUCUUCCAUAGAGAUGUACAUAAUGACAAUCAAAUAAGGAUUGUUCACCCCCCUAGCACUUUUGAAAUUAUUUUAAGAGUUGAAAAAAGAGAAGAAAAAGUACUUCCUGUCAUUAUUUGCAAUAGUUCACAUCUUUGUGUGACCAGACUCCAUGGCUACUGUAGCUGAGGUUACUAUUGGUUGUUGGAGGAUGAGGGCCGCGGCAGUUUUCUCAUCACAAUAUCAUAACAUCUCCAAAAGAUCCACAAAACCCGCUGGGGUUCACCGCUCACCACUCAUACUCCCUAUCUGCUUCUGUUCUAUUUGCACAAAAACUGACCACCUUCUUUUGCAACAUAACGACUUGAAACAUUGACAUCUCCCCAAAACAACUACCAUCACAGAAAGUGUCAGCUUUUUGGUUGUUGAUUCACUGAAUGAAAGAAAAGCUGCUUGUCAUUUGGAGAGAUGUACUGUGGUAAUGUGGAAAGAUCCAUUAUGUCACUGCUUAGGGUAUGCUACUGUAUGUCAUCACACUGUUGAGUAAUCAAUGAAUGCAUUCCAGUCCUGUAGAAUGGGAUCAUAUUGAAAAUCAGGUGUCUUGAGACUCAGAGUACAGUAAGAGACAGUUCUUGGAUAAGCUGGCUGACAGAGUAUAUAGCUACACUGUACCUACAUCUGUUCUGGUGAUAUCACAAUGAAUAUGGAUGAUAAUGAUGUCUAUGACAGCGUUUCAAGCUCCUAUCAUCGCAUGGUAUGUCCCUGAGCCCUUCUAUAACAAUAGAGCGCAGAUGAUCACCUUAAACUGAAAACAUAAAAGGGAAGAAAGAACAACCUUGUCCUAUCCCUUAUGUGCAAACAUGAAAGGGGUGUUUGGACAACCUUGUCUCGUCCCUGGUGAAAACAUGAAUGGGGUGAAAAGACAGCCUUCUCUUGUCCCUUGUGUGGACAGACGAUGCAUAUGGUAUGUACAUGCAAUGUGUGUACUGUACAUGGCAGCGACGUGUCCCCUCAGUAAGAACAUUGGUGGUACAUCUGAGUUAAAUGCAUAAAUUGGUAUCAUCAUCAUCUCUCCAUCAGUGUGUCUGUGAUGGUGGUUCAGCCUCUGGGGGAGCAUCAUGUGGGAUCAAGGCUACAAUCAUCCAAGACAAAUAGGAACUAGAUCUGUCUGGGGGUUGCGGAUCAGCUAAUUAACUAAAUAAACACGUUUCUAUACUUAGUCACAUCACCAAUAAUACACCAACUAUGAUUGAGCUGAACAUUUUUUACAAACAUUAGCUGUGUGCCCUAAAACUUUAGGGAAAGCUUUUAAGUCCAAACCUUCUUUACCAUGAUAUCUUUGGCGAAAAUUGGGAUUUAAGAAUGAAAAAAAUAAGCAAAUCAUUUGAAUGUUUUUUGUUUGUUGAGACAUUUGGAGAAGCAAUGCCACAUAUUGCAUAAAAUGGGCAUCAAUGGGUCCUCCUUUGACCAGAGCCACUGCCUGGCACAGGGUUGGUAACGGAGGCAGUAAAGAGCUUGGAUGUUCUCCACUGCCAAUCCUGAUGUCAUCAUAACACCUCUGAACUCUAUGUAGGUAAACGUUAUGGAAAAGCUCAAUCAUAGUUUGGUUUAAAACGAUGCCGCUGAUGACUAUGAAGAAUGCUGGAGAAUACUGCCUGUGUUCUUCAUGUUAUCCUGGUCAAGGCUCAAGUGUGUGUUCAAAAUGGACAGAUUUUGUUUUGAUCCAAAAGCAACCCAGACAGAGCUGCAGCCUUGAAAAUGAGAGGGUAUGGAGUCACAGAUGAUCCAACUAAAAACUAAACCUGGCUACUUUAUAUAAACAAACAUGAUUAUUUUAUAUCCAUAUGAGCAUAAUAAUUUUCUACUUAUUAUUACACAUGACCUAGUGAAUAAUGCUUUAUGAAAGUAAUCCAUUAUUAAUAUUACCAGGCCUAUAAUUGCAUAUAAGGUUUUUAUUCCCAAGUUAAUUGCUUUAUUUAACAUAAUCCUACCAAAAUGAUUCAUAUAAAUUCUGAAAUACUUAUAAUUAGACAUGCUUCAUUGAAGAACAGUAUAAGUCCUCUCUCCUCUUUGCAACAAAGACCAUCCCUGAAAGUUUAUUCUUUAUUAAAAGUCCAUAUUGUAUAGGAGAUUACCUAAAUUUAACUCUAAGCUUUUGUCUUAACUGUUGAGUGCUCCUUAAAAUGUAGAUGGGCCUAGUUGAAGGAUCUCUGUAGCUGUAUUGAUAAACUUUAUCGCUGUGUAUAAGACUGCUCAUUUUCAUCGACAAGUGAAUACGAAUAUGGAUGUGUGAGUCAAACAGAAAUGGGGUAAAACAAUCGCAAACAAACAUGAGUUUCAAUGGGUGUAAAUAAUACCCAGACAGAGCCAAUCGGAAAGGUGCAUGAAGCUGGAUCUGAGGCGUUUAGCCAUUUGUUCUACAGAGGAUCUGUAGGGAUCUGAGAGCGAAACUGUGUGACCUUCACUAUCAAUGAUUGACCUAAAUUAGGUCUCUUUCUAAGGAGAGAUACACUGAAGUAUUUAUGUGUGUGUAUACUGUAUACUGUCAUUCUCCAUGGACAUGUUUCAAACUAUGUGACAGAGAGAGAUUGUUAGACCAUCAUCAGGUUGUUUGCAGGGAACAGAUAGCCAUGAUAAUAUAGACAAAAGAUAAUGUAUUUCUAAAGACCUGUCAUUCGCGAGAACCCCCCCAAAAAAAAUAUUUCUGUCUAAAUAUGUUGUGUAAAUUCCUCCCAUUAUAUAGAUCACAUGACUUUCUGAAGCAAAAUGACCUGAGCUUUCUGUCUGUCUAUUGGGUGUGUUGCAACUCUACUGUGGGCUCAUUGUCCUGAGGUGAAUUUUUUAAUUGUGAUUACAUUGUCGUCACACUUUGUAGCAAGUAGAAUUAUUUUCAGAAAAUAUGUGAGUAAAAAUCAAUGUAUAAUUGGGUUGUUAAUAAUAUACUUGCUAGCCUGAAAAAUAGGGAAUUGAUAUUUGAUACGGACAAUGACUUAAUUCAUUAUACAUAGUAUUGACAAAGGACAAAAUUAUUAUUUUGCCAUAUAUGGGGAAAAAGAAAAACUAGACUUUUGAAAUUAAAGAUCCUUUUCCACAUUGCAACAAUAAAAUGGAAAGAGCAGGUGUAAUUUGACCUGGUAAUAUCAACCAUCACAGAGAUGCAGACAUAGGGUAGCAAGGCUUAUCACAAUAAAGAGAGGACAUACUUAAUUUUACUGUUCUUGUUAAAAUAGUUUUUUCUUAUCAGGUUUACAUUCCAUUUUGUCAGCUCUAGUCAAUUAUGUUACCAUAGUAAUAUCCAUGGAUUGUUUGAAACUGUCACAACUGCUUAUUGAUUGUUUACAGAGUUUUCUUUUUUGUAUUCAGAAGUACUUAAAUACCACUUUACUCAGAAAUCAAAUGGUACAAAUCACAACCCAAAGCAGACACAUACUUACAGAAUAGUCAAUUUCAUUGUAUCUAAAUGUUUUUUAGUUUUUUUUCAAUAUGUGUACCCACAAUUUGUGUGACUGGUUUGACUCAAACUGGAAAAAAAUCACAACACUGGACUGAAACCUGUUCUGAAAGCUGUUCUUACAUUCUAAGGUUUUUAAGCUUUAUCUCUUUCCAGCGCAAAUACUCCACAAAUCUAAGGUACUGCUCUAUACCAUAUCAUACGUUUGUAUUAGAUGUUGAAGUCUUUGCAAUGUAUGCCUCUAAAGUUUUAGAGUGUUUUGAAGUGCCAUGAAAAGUGUUGUUGAACAAGCAUCGUUCAGUCAUUCACAGACUCACUCAUUCUGAAUAAGUGAGUAAGGGUUGAGUUAGUUCCUCUCAGAAAGGGAAGUAAAUGUAUACGAGUAUGGCAUCUUAUACUGGCAUGGGGAACAUCCAAGCCAUCAAUGCCUCUAUGCCAGUAGAGUGCCAGGCAGUGCUAUAGGUCUAAAGGAGGGCCUGUUUGAAGACCCACUAUAGCAAAAAGUGGCAUUGAAAAGGAGGGAAGGGUACAUGGGGCAUGGACACUGCUCAUCAACCUUCAAAGUAUCAUACAUCUGUGUUGGUUGUACUGUCUGUAGCCUAAGGUACCUAUCUUGUUGUUAGGAGACUGCAGGGAGAGAUGUUAAAACAUGUGUGUUGUGUGGUAGAAGGUAUGAAUGACUGAAGGAUGCACAGAGAGCAAAGGCCAGGGUUUCAUGUGCUUGAGACCACCUGUCAGUGUUUUAGUCAACUUAAGAGUCAGGACUAUGAAACUUCACACAUUGUUGCAUAUUUUUGUUAAACUAUUUUCUUGCUGUAAAGGAUGGAUAUAACUUAUUUGCUGGAAAAUGUACUAGAUGUAAUAAAAUAUAUAAUACUAUGGGGGGAUUUAAGUCUUAACAACACAUUGAAAUUGCAGUUGGCAGUUUUUAAGUUGAUUUUGAUGGAGAAUACAAAUUAUUAUUUUUUUUGGGGGGGGGUGCCUGUCAGUUCAGAUGGAAUUCAGGACAUUGCUCUCACAUGUCACAUAUCUGAUUCUUUGGCACAUGGUCAUUGCAGGAAUCAGGAGUUUGAAAUAGCCUACUUAGUUUUGUCGAAGCGAAAAUAGAUAUAUGGAGAAUUUGAUGGUGCUGAGUUGAUCUACCUGACUCUGUCAAAUAUAAUCUGCUGACAAAUAUACUGUCUUGUACAAAAAGUUUGUACAUAAAUUGUACAUGAUUUCUUUUUGUAUUUUCUCAAAUUAAAAUGGAUGUAUUUGUGUUCUAAAACUG
This is a messenger RNA of Salmo salar (Atlantic salmon), 10108 nucleotides long. NCBI's taxonomy places the organism in Eukaryota, Metazoa, Chordata, Actinopteri, Salmoniformes, Salmonidae. The record is from RefSeq and is a predicted model, not a curated record.